AUGAAUAGAAACUCUGACUUUAGUACAGUGAAGAUCAGGGGAGAGCGCGAACGCAGUCCCCCACUACCACAAAUUAUGCAGUCGAGAUUCCCACAUUUGGGGAAUUCGCAGGGGUCAGCACAACCGGAGUGCAAUGGCCGAGCCUCGCCCUGGGUGAACCACCUUCAUGAUCAUGGUAUCUCCCCUGCCAGGUAUUUCCAGUACAAGAAGACCAAACCUAGGAUAUUGAAUCACUAUGGUCCACUUCCCAAUAAACCCUCAGUUGAAUCAUACUGCUCCUUCUUUAGUGACUGUGUUCAUGUGGUUACAUCCAGGACCUGCAAGUACCUUCACUUCACAGACCCGGAUGAGAAGUUCCGGCCAAGUGGCACAGCCUUGCGUGAGAUCUUCCUAAUGUCUUACAUCCAGUGCAGCUUCCAGCUGAACCUUGCCAAUAUCUUCAGCUGCACAGUGAUGACUCAAAGACAGAGGUUCCUUCUGGGGACUGACUGGGUCUGGGCUGUGCUGGAUCCACCCAGUAAAAACCCCAGAAUCCAGAUUGCUGUGCAGGUCCUGUAUCUUGCAGAGAACUCUCAGGAGAAUUUUGAAGAAUAUUCCAGCAUGUGGAUGGAGCCAUUUCAGGGAACUAGAGCUGAGAGACUGGUGGAGUGCUGUGCUGGUAUUGGGAGGAGCUGCUUUGUUUUGUUCCUCUUCUUUAGACAUUAGAAUGAUCCUGGGAACAUCUGCGGUCUGCUGAGCAACAACCUGUAACAGUCACUUGGGAAGUGCAUUAGAAUUGAUCAGGCAUUUAUUGAGGGGUUUUUCAAAGGGGCCAGGGGUUUUGUUACUGCCACUGAGAUGCUGCAAGAGGUGAUUGGUAAGAAGGAUACUGACCCUCUCAUCAUGCUUGUCAAGUUCAGGUAACAUUAUCAGAAUUAUGAUCACCAUCAUCAGCUGCUUUUGCUAAUUACACCUGGCAAAGUCGAUGGACAAUUGGAGCAAACGGCCUUGAUGUGGUGUGUUUUGUGUCUAAUGUGGCAUGCGGUACCUGGCUCUGAUAUUUCUGUCCAGAGUCUGUCUUGUAACAUCUAUCUAGAUGUAUAUUUUCACAGAAUUAUUUCAUGAUGCUUUAUGUAUAAUUGUAGCACACACACCAGCAACAGUUCUUUGUCAGCCUUUGUUUGUAGACACAUAAUCCAACACUGUGACUCACUGCUAAUGAAUAGAUAUUUAAAGGAAUAUUUCAGCCAUACAUUAAGUUUAAUAUAAUUUGCACUCUGCAAACCUGGAAACCAAGCUUCAAUGGCUUGGUAUUGGCUUCAUAACUUACCAACUGACCAAAGAGGCAAAGUUAAGAGACCAAAUACGUAUACAUUUAGGAAAGAUGGGAAAAAAUUGGUGUAAUUUCUUUUUCUGUAUGAAAUACACCUUUAAACUAACUAAAAAAAAAUCCAUCUUUAUCUCACUGCUUGAGAGUGCAUGUUGAGGUAAUGAAUACAUUUUAACACAUUUAUAUACAGUAUGUAAUUAUAAAAUAACCCAUUAUGUAAGGAAAGAAACACGGAGACAUGCUGUUACAUGAAAUGAAGCAGAAUUAAUAUUGCCAUCAGGAACUGGAUUAUUUUCUUAUAACAUGUCCUGAAGUUUUUUUCCCCCACUUAUGCCACAGCAAUUUGCCAACGAUUAUUCAUUGAAAUGUUUAAUUAUUUACGAACGUCAUUCUUUAGUUCCUGUUAUCACUUGCAUUAUAGCAGCUAUAAACUCAAAGUACAAAGUCGUUUCCUCACCAGCCUCUCUUGAAGUUAAGACAAAAAAAUUGUAACUUGUUACUGAAAAGCCACAAAACGUAAACUCCUCUGUCUCAAAAGCAUUAAAGUGGUGGGAAACUGUAGGUUACAGCUUUAGUUCUGAAACUGGAGACUCCUUCCAUAAAUGUUAAUUGGAAAAAAUAAACAUCUCACAGAAAACUUUGCCAUAUCAGUGUUUGUUUCUCUUUGUUCAAUAAGACGUACAUGUGCAGCAUCUAUUCAUGCCCCUAUGGAUUAGCCAUUAGUACAGAAAUUGUUACGUGACGCUGACAGAGACAAACGCGG
This is a messenger RNA of Ictalurus punctatus (channel catfish), 2072 nucleotides long. It is a transcript of the gene rep15, whose product is annotated as RAB15 effector protein. Lineage: Eukaryota; Metazoa; Chordata; Actinopteri; Siluriformes; Ictaluridae. The transcript has 3 exons. Gene Ontology annotation, biological process: receptor recycling. The record is from RefSeq and is a predicted model, not a curated record.